UUUACGUUUAAUAGUGCCUGUAGACCGAUGCAUGUAUAGACCACAAGAUGGAGAUGUUUUGAAUGUGUUCAGAACGGUAUUUUAUACCUUAUUUGUGCAGUAUAAAAGGCAUAAUUCACUCAAAAAUGAAAAUUGGGGCACCAUUUAAGGGUGCGUUUCCCGAAAGCAUCGUUAGCUAACUAUGGUCGUAAGUCCCGCUGAACUCUAUUGGUAACGACGGAACUUGCGACCAUAGUUCGCUUUGGGAAACGCACCCCAGGUCCUUUUGUAUGCCAUGGAAGAAGGAAAGUCUUUGUUUGGAACAACGUGGGAGAGGAUCACAUACGACUUAAACCAUCAGCUGUGCCUACGGUUUUUCCACAUCCAACUGAGGCACCAUGUUUAAACUACGCCAGAGCGCAUACACACCUCACGCACCAGAUGCCGUGCGCAAGGCAGUUGGACAUGGUGUAUUAGAGAUUUUGUUACCAUUGACAAGCAUUAUACGACUGACAGACUGCAACGGUUGGAGUUAAAAAUCAUCAUUUGUGUUCUACUGAAGAAACAAAGUCACCUACAUCUUGGAUGCCCUGGGGAGCAACCAAUUGGACGUCAAUCAAUCUGGUUUCAAGAGUGGCCACUCGACUGAGACUGCACUACUGUCGGUUACUGAAUCCUUGCGAAUUGCAAAAGGCUAGUUCCAAAUCAUCAGUUCUCAUUCUGCUUGAUCUAUCUGCUGCCUUUGACACGGUGAAUCAUCAGAUCCUUCUGUCCACCCUCUCAUCACUUGGCAUCACAGAUGAUCCCACAGUAGCUGCACGAAUCUCAAGCUGUCUGGCGGACAUCUCGGCAUGGAUGAAGGAACAUCAUCUACAGCUCAACCUGGCAAAGACUGAGCUUCUCGUCUUCCCUGCCAAUCCGACUCUAAAUCAUGAUUUCAGCAUCCAGCUAGGCACAUCUUCUAUUACCCCAUCAAAUUUGGCCAGAAAUCUUGGAGUAAUCCUUGAUUACCAACUGACCUUCAAAGACCACAUUGCAAAGACCACUCGGUCAUGCAGAUUUGCACUAUACAACAUCAGGAAAAUCAGGCCCUUUCUAACAGAACAUGCAACACAACUUCUGGUCCAGGCCCUGGUCAUUUCUAGGCUUGAUUACUGCAAUGCUCUUCUGGCUGGACUGCCAUCAUGCACAGUCAGGCCUCUACAAAUGAUUCAGAACGCUGCAGCACGUCUCGUCUUCAACGAGCCCAAAAGAGCCCAUGUCACGCCUCUCUUCAUCUCUCUUCACUGGCUACCAAUUGCUGCUCGCAUCAAAUUCAAGGCGUUGACGCUUGCUUACAGAUCUGCCACAGGCUCUGCACCCUCCUACUUCCACUCGCUCUUACGAGUCUACACUCCUACCAGAAGCCUACGCUCAUUAAAGGAGCGAAGGCUUGUGGUACCAUCACAGAGAGGCACGAAAUCACUCUUCAGGACAUUCUCGUUCACUGUUCCUUGCUGGUGGAACGAUCUUCCUGCCUUUAUCCAGAAUGCAGAAUCCCUGGCAAUAUUCAAAAGACAGCUGAAAACUCAUCUCUUUCGUGAGCACUUAACCUCAUCUUAAUAAAAAAAAUAAAUUUAUACCUAUCCUUUCACUUCCUCUAACCCCUCUCUAUUGUAGCUUAUGAUACUCUGAGCAUUACCUAAGACUUGUAUUGUGAGCACUUUUUGUGUCUAUUUGCCUCGUCAUGACGACUCACUUGUUGUAUUCCUCACUUGUAAGUCGCUUUGGAUAAAAGCGUCUGCCAAAUGAGUAAAUGUAAAUGUAAAUUUAAUGAGUUUAUUCUCGCAUUAUAAUGACUUUUCUAUUUGAAAUAGAAAUCUUUUGUAACAUUAUAAAUAUCUUUACUGUC
Messenger RNA from Ctenopharyngodon idella (grass carp), 1870 nucleotides. RefSeq names its product calcium and integrin binding family member 2 (gene cib2). The record is from RefSeq and is a predicted model, not a curated record. Gene Ontology annotation, molecular function: calcium ion binding. The transcript has 6 exons. The coding region runs from base 565 to 1581 and encodes 338 amino acids. NCBI's taxonomy places the organism in Eukaryota, Metazoa, Chordata, Actinopteri, Cypriniformes, Xenocyprididae.